AUGGCCGGACCAAAGGCCGAGGUUCGUGACUGGCCAAUUGAACUUGCCUUUAAGAGUACGAGGGCGAAUCACGGUUACCUGAGAGAAUAUCAUGGUGGGUCAGGAACGGGAGUCGGCUGGUUUGCAGGCUUCACCCCUUUCCAAGACGCUGCUCCGGUUACCUCGUGCCUCGGUAGUGCACGUCUCGCCCAGAAGAGAAAGCCCGUAGCAAAGCGGAAUGCACCGCAAAUUCCUAACAGAGAUACCAAGCUCGACCUCAACAGCAAGUACAUUUCCCAUCGUAACCACACCUCCGUAUCUCCUUAG
Molecule: messenger RNA, 306 nt
Organism: Plenodomus lingam JN3
Lineage: Eukaryota; Fungi; Ascomycota; Dothideomycetes; Pleosporales; Leptosphaeriaceae
Source: RefSeq, a predicted model, not a curated record